This is a messenger RNA of Elaeis guineensis (African oil palm), 2363 nucleotides long. NCBI's taxonomy places the organism in Eukaryota, Viridiplantae, Streptophyta, Magnoliopsida, Arecales, Arecaceae. The record is from RefSeq and is a predicted model, not a curated record.
CGAAGAGCGAGAGAGCGACAGAACAGAGAUGGGAGGCUGCGCCGUUUGCUCCUACCUUCUCCUCUUCCUCCUCUCACUCAUCCCACUCCUCUUCCUCUCUUCGAGCCAACAACAGCAGACGAGUCCUUUCAAAGGUCUCCAAGAUCAGGAUUUUAGGGCAGUUCUGGCCAUGCUAGUCCCCAUUUCUUAAGAGUUGGCAGAGAGGAAGUUGUCGAGAUUGUCGCCACCUUAGCAAGUCUUAGGAACAGGUUUCUGAUAAGUGGCUUAGAACUUGGUUGAUCGGCUUUCCAAAUCAAGCAGAUCAAAAUUAUCAUGUGCCUGUAUGUCAUGAUUUAUAUGAUGGAUCUUGGGCAGGGGUCGAAGAGAAAACAUCUUAGCAGAACUCUCCCUUCAAAAAUAUCCUCCCUGUAUUCUUUUUUAGAUUUUGCAGAAUCUAUUAAAACAUCAUAAAGGAACGGCAAAGAAAGGGAAGUGAUAAUAUGGGAACAGUUUUCUCCACAUUGUUGAAAGAUGUUAAUCUUGGAAACCCAAUGGUACAAUUUGUUCCAACAGCCCAUGCUGGAUAUUUGUGUGAGCGAGUUCGCAUCACUAGCAUAUCAAGGUUAAGCCUCGGGAGCUAUGCCAGUUCUAGACGUGUUACAUUGAAAGUUUCAGAAGCACUACCUGAAAGACUUCAUGGAAAACUUGAGGUUUGCUUCCACUGGAACAUUUCUCUUGGAUUGUGCCAAUGUGAGAUGGAUGAAUGGCAAACUCUUCAAAAGGGUCAAUGGAGUGCUGUGAUAUCACCCUAUGAAAACCGAUACAUUGAUGUUAAUUUUAAGGAUAAAACAUCUACUUCGUGCACAAUCUCCAUUGAGGAAGAGUUUCAACAGUGGCGUUUGGCUUUCCUUGGUUUUGGAUUUCUUCUGCUGCUUUCAGCACCUUUUAUAAGUAACUGGGUGCUGUUCUACUAUAGCAGUUCAAUGGCUUUAGGGAUUCUGCUUGUUGUUUUGAUUAUUCUGUUUCAGGGGAUGAAGUUACUACCCAUGGGCAGGAAAAACAUCCUGUAUUUAACUAUUUAUGGAUCAGUGCUUGGUGUCGGUUCCUAUAUUGCCCACUAUUUCUCCACAGUGGUCAGCUCCAUUCUUGUGAAUUUUGGGCUGAGUGAAGAGAUGCAUAACCCUGUUUCAGUUUUUCUAUUAGUAGGAAUUAUCUUAGCAGGAGCAGCUUUAGGAUACUGGAUUGUGCGGAAAUUUGUCCUUUCAGAAGAUGGCAAUGUCAAUGCUGGUAUAGCCCAAUUUGUGAAAUGGGCAAUGCGCAUUAUUUCUGUGGUAUUUGUUUUCCAGAGCACCCUGGACGCUCCUUUGGCACUGGCUGUGUUGGUUAUUUCUUGGAGCAUUUGCUCCCUCAUCACUUCGGUAAGGUGGCAGUGUGCAUCAACAAUCUUUUCAUGUAGAAGGCAAACACGAUUGGUGAAAGGAAGUUCAAGGCAUCAAGGGUCUCAGCAAACAUCUGCUAGUAACAGACAUGCUGAAUUCUUGAGUCGCUCAACUAAGAAGGAUAGAACCGUGUUGGUGACCUCUAGUCCAUAUUCUUGGUCCAACUUGCCCACGAAAGGCAAUGUCUACUCAUCCCCCUACAAGAGAAUGGCACAUCAAUUUGAGGACUACUACUCGACCUACCAUAGGAUGCCCACACGCAAGUUCUCGAAGAAAGAGUGGGAGGACUUCACAGGUGAAUCGACCAGGGAAGCAUUGACUGAUUGGGCAUCAACCCCUGAAGUCGCCAAAUGGGUAGCUGAUAAUGCUCAGCGCAUGCAGCUCAAUCCAGACAGCAGCUCUGAUGAUACUAUGGAGAGCUCCUCAGGCUCCUCAGAAGAAACUGCAUUGGAGAAUGGCAGCACGCUUGGCCUUUUCAAGUGGGGUUGAACUAAGCCUGUCGUAGUCUGCAACAUACUGGAACAGAGAUUGAUCUGGAUUAGCUAUAUUCUCUCUCUCUUCUUUUUUUUUGACUAAUCUUGAAAGAAAUUUAGGUUAGUAUUACUGUCUUUUGACAAGCUGGUCGCCAGUUGCCAAUUUUGUUCCCUCUGAUUUUUUUCUGUCAAGGGCUGCACUGGUAAUCUAGCUUGAUAACAAAUAGGAUUAUGGCUAGGCUUCUUGCAAUGGUAUGACUACUUUGUUUGCUUUGUAGUAUUUAUCGCUACCACUGUGAGAACUUUCUACUGGUACAUUAUUAUACAAGAUUAGGGCUAGGUAUUGUCGUUGCUUGUGUUGUAGGCUGCCACUAAUAUUACCACUACUAGCAGAUCAUCAUGUUAACGACUAAUGGUAAACCUCUUCUGUUGGAUGACUUUGUCGGUAAUUUGAUCAAGCAAAGUUCAUAUA